Yarrowia lipolytica CLIB122 is the source of this 1719-nucleotide messenger RNA. RefSeq lists its product as uncharacterized. The record is from RefSeq and is a predicted model, not a curated record. Gene Ontology annotation, cellular component: SWI/SNF complex. Lineage: Eukaryota; Fungi; Ascomycota; Dipodascomycetes; Dipodascales. Gene Ontology annotation, molecular function: histone binding; DNA binding. Gene Ontology annotation, biological process: positive regulation of DNA-templated transcription.
AUGAGCGACAAGAGCGUAGAAGCCGGAGCGGACGCGGCCAUGACCGACGUGAACGGCGAUGGGUCGAUUGGCGCCCAGACCGCCAAGAUUGAGGCCAACGACGCCGAUCUGAAGCCCGACAGCAGUGAGGUUGGAGGCGCGCACAACGACACGGCUCAAACAGCGACCAAGUCCGACAAGAAAGACGACACAAAGCCCAGCGACAAGGAGGAGUCCGUGGAGGGCGGCGGGGACGACGCGGGAGAUGCGAUUUCGGCCGAAGAGGCGAAGCUCGAGGAAAAGGCUCGGGCGUAUCUGGCGGAACAAACACAACGGGUGGUGAUUCCGUCGUUUGCCACGUGGUUCGACCGCAACGGCAUCCACGACAUUGAACGCAAGUCGCUGCCGGAGUUUUUCUCGGGCGUGUCGCGCACAAAGUCGCCGGCCAUCUACACGCAGUACCGCAAUUUCAUGGUCGACACGUUCCGUCUGAACCCCGUCGAAUACCUGACCUUCACCGCCUGCCGACGCAACCUCGCCGGCGACGUCGGCACCCUGCUGCGGGUCCACUCGUUUCUGGAACAGUGGGGCCUGAUCAACUACCAGGUGGACCCCGACACCCGGCCGUCUCUGAUGGGCCCCCAGUUUACGGGCCACUUUAAGGUGAUGGUCGAUGGCCCCCGGGGACUCCAGCCUUUUGAACCUCCGGCAAAGAGCCUGCUCUCCGAGGGCCAGGAGGACCCCGAAAAGGGAACCGACGGCGACUCCACCUACGUUGCGACCUCGACUGAGCUUGACGACUCCACUCCCCCCUCAAUCAACAUGGAGAUUCGACGAAACAUCUACUCGUCGGCCGCCGACGCCGCGUCGCUGCAGGACGAAAAUACAAAGUCGCAGAACGUGCUCGCGUCCAAGGCGUACCACUGCCAGACCACCGGCGGUGACGUAUCGGUGGUGCGGUACCACAACCUGCGGUCCAAGCAGGCGGUGGCGCAACUCGCGUUCGAACAGGGCCUGUUCCCGGCCACCCAGCAGGCGUCUGACUUUGUGCGCAUCAAAAACUCGACGGCCCAGGGCCCCUGGACCGACGAGGAAACCCUCUUGCUUCUGGAAGGCGUGGAGAUGUUUGAGGACGACUGGGACAGCAUAAGCGACCAUGUCGGCACCCGUCAGCGUGACGCCUGCGUCAUCAAGUUCAUCCAGAUGCCCAUUGAAGACGCAUACCUGGUGAAGCGAGAAAAGGGCGUCAAGCGGGCCCAUUCCGACUCCAACAAGUCCACGGUGCUGGCAUCCGCCAUCAAAAAGGUUCUCAAGGAAGGAGACGGAGAGCUAAUGAGCAAGCGGGCGGAGGAGCUAGCUGGCCAGGCCGUCUCCGACGCCUCCACGCUCGUUUCGUCGCUGGCCGAAACCCAGAUAGCCAAAAUCGAGCUGAAAAUGUCCCGGUUCGACCAGCUGGAGGAAACGGUGCGGCUGGAGCGCCAAGAGAUUGAAAAGAUGCGGCAGCAGCUGUACCUGGACCGUUUGUCGUUGAAGAAGCAGGCCGACAGUGUGUUGGCCAAGCUCAAGGAGGCGACCCAGCUUGGGGGCGACGAGGCGGUGGCGGUGGCAGCAGAGGCGGCUCGAAUCGCCGCUCGCAACCCCAAGGUGAGCGUCGUUGAGGAGCGCGAUGAGGGCGAGGUGCGAGAGAAGAAGCCGGUGUCAUUGGGAGGACCUGAGUUGUUCAAGUUCUGGAGUGCCUAG